AUGUCGCCCCCGGAAGCACCCGCAAGCCCAGCGCUUCCCGGCCCUGGAUCUGAGCCUAGAGGCGCGGAUGCCUCCGAGGUGACAUGCAUCCAAGACCCCUCGGUGGGGUUGGAGCCUGUUGCUGAGCCCGACAAGAUCAAGGACGGGAACACGGACAACAAGAACAGCUUGACAACUCCAGCUCAAACUCAAGCUCAUGCCGUUGCCGAGCCUGACUCUGACUCUGUUGCGGCCGAUGCGAAUCCAACCGCCUCUGCGAGCGAGCAUCACGACGACGACGACGACGAAGACAAGCAAGACACACAGACUCGAGCUAUGACGACAACGACGCCUCCCGUCAACCCUCCCUUCGGCGAUUCCCCCAAAGAAGCAGCCGCUGAUAUCCAUCUCCAUACAAGCACCCCUAGCGCUCCCGGCGCAGACAACAGCAAGCCUCCUCAGCACUCUCCAGACUCACCGCUGGACAUGGCCAGCGACGGGGCCGGCAGCAGACCGACAAAUGCGGAGCUCGAGCAGGGCUCUGUCUCUGUCUCCGUCUCUGGCCCCGACUCUGUCCCCGACUCUGCCUCUGGCUCGGCAUCAGGCACUGCCGAAGCCAGAGACAGCAGUUCCAGAGCCAAAGACAAAGCUCCCGCACGCGAGAUUCACGAUACGCACGAGACCAUGGCUGAGCCCACAGACGCCAUCUCUUCCUCCGUCCUCACCAUCAAGGCCACCGUUGCGAGCCCGUCAUCGCCGUCAUCGCCCAUGCAGCCUGACUACCCAACCACGCAGCUUCUCGUGCCCGAGCAUCCCAACUAUGUCGACCCAACUCCGCCCACGCCCAUGGCCUCGCGCCCUCCCUCUCGCGCCCUCUCCACAGCCCGAAGCGACGACGCAUCUCCCACCAGAUCCGGUCCCGAGUCGGACGAUAAGAGCGAGGAUGACCAGGAAGGCUCACGGUCCGAGAUUCAGAGCAUCAUGGAGCAGUUUAGCGAGUACGGAGGCGGCCCUGAUGCCGAUGAAGUCAUGAGCCCGCGCCUGGAGAUUGCUUCGCCCAUGCUGGGAUCUUCUCUGCAGCACCCGCCUCGAAAAUCCAGUCUCGAGCCUCUGUCGCCCUCGCUUGCCAGCCAGCUUCAGGGACUCAACGCCCUACACAUCUCGACGCCCGGCGACGACGACCACGGACCUCCUGUCCCCCCUAAAGACGGAGCCAUGGGCACGCCUCCGAGACCCAAAGAUGCACGACCUCUGCCCAACAGUGUCGCAUCCCCAGCAUCUCCUACCAUAUCCAUGCACAGGCCGCCGCCUCCAGAGCCUGAACCCGAACCGUCCUUGCCCUUCGACUUCCACAGAUUCUUGGAGCAGUUGCGGAACAAAAAGGCGGAUCCCGUGGCGAGAUAUCUCAAGUCGUUCCUCUUCGAAUUUGGGAAACGCCAGUGGAUGGUGCACGAGCAGGUCAAGAUCAUUAGCGAUUUCCUGGCCUUCAUCGCCAACAAGAUGUCGCUGUGUGAGGUAUGGCGGGACGUGUCGGAUGCAGAGUUCGAUAACGCUAGAGAAGGCAUGGAAAAGCUCGUCAUGAAUAGGCUCUACACACAAACCUUUUCACCAGCCAUUCCGCCGCCCAAGCCGAUACCUGGAGCGAAGCCUAGGCGGAGAGGAGGCGAUCCUCCGCUGGGUCCUGGUCGGAGAGGUCAGCACCAGGAGGACGUCGAGCGAGACGACAUUGUGACGCAGAAGAUCAACAUUUACGGCUGGGUUAAAGAGGACCAUCUAGAUAUCCCACAAGUUGGGGAGAGCGGCAGGCGGUUUCUGAAACUAGCGCAACAAGGCGAGUCCCUCUACAUACACAUAUGCACGCUGAUCUACAUUAUGAUGGAUCUUAUUGCUGACCAUUCCAUCAACCAGAACUCUUAA
Trichoderma aggressivum f. europaeum is the source of this 1896-nucleotide messenger RNA. RefSeq lists its product as uncharacterized. Gene Ontology annotation, molecular function: small GTPase binding; guanyl-nucleotide exchange factor activity. NCBI's taxonomy places the organism in Eukaryota, Fungi, Ascomycota, Sordariomycetes, Hypocreales, Hypocreaceae. The coding region runs from base 1 to 1896 and encodes 631 amino acids. Gene Ontology annotation, biological process: vesicle-mediated transport. The record is from RefSeq and is a predicted model, not a curated record. Gene Ontology annotation, cellular component: cytosol; endocytic vesicle. The transcript has a single exon.